Messenger RNA from Solanum pennellii, 1120 nucleotides. RefSeq names its product 3-oxoacyl-[acyl-carrier-protein] synthase II, chloroplastic-like. The transcript is spliced from 6 exons. Gene Ontology annotation, cellular component: chloroplast stroma. Gene Ontology annotation, biological process: fatty acid biosynthetic process. Gene Ontology annotation, molecular function: 3-oxoacyl-[acyl-carrier-protein] synthase activity. Lineage: Eukaryota; Viridiplantae; Streptophyta; Magnoliopsida; Solanales; Solanaceae. The coding region runs from base 1 to 480 and encodes 159 amino acids. The record is from RefSeq and is a predicted model, not a curated record.
AUGCUUGCUCUAGGCUCUAGCACUACAAUGAUUGGGGAAGGAUCGGGUGUCUUACUCUUAGAAGAACUUGAACAUGCAAAGAUGAGAAAGGCUAAAAUAUAUGCUGAGUUUUUGGGUGGAAGCUUCACUUCUGAUGCUUAUCACAUGAUAGAGCCACAUCCAGAAGGAAGUGGAGUUGUUCUCUGCAUAGAAAAGGCCUUGGCUCAAUCUGGGGUGAAACGUGAAGAUGUCAACUAUAUAAAUGCUCAUGCUGCAUCAACGCCAGCCGGUGACCUGAAUGAAUAUCAGGCCAUUCUGCAUUGUUUUGGGAAGAACCCUGAACUUAAAAUAAAUUCAACAAAGUCCAUGACUGGUCAUCUCCUUGGGGCUGCUGGUGCUGUGGAAGCCAUCGCAACAGUCAAGCCUAAAAUAAACUCAACGAAGUCCAUGACUGUUCACCUCCUUGGGGCUACUGGUGAUGUGGAACAUUGCAACAGUUAAGGUAAUAAAGUUUAAGAUCAUUGCAUACAAAUACCUAAUACAAGCUUAAGAUGAACUUCUAAACUCAGAGAGGGAUGAAAUGUUUAGAUGAAAAAUUACAAAAGUUUAUGUUUCUAUCUUAGUAGCUGGUGUUGUAGAAGCCAUCACAACAGUUCUGAGGUAAUAAAGUUUAAGAUUGUUGCAUACAAAUACCUUAUACACGCUUAAGAUGAACUUUUAAACUCAUAGAAGGAUGAAAGCUUUAGUCAGAAAAUUACAUAAGUACUAGGUAUGCUUUUUUUAAAUAAGUAAAGGCACCAGGUAUGUUUUUGUGAUUGUUUUAAUAAGUAAAUGCCCCAGGUAUGUUUUUAUGAUUGGGAAUAAAAUUUCAGAAAAUAUUUUAGAAUUACCGCAACUAAUUUAGAAUCAGGCAUUAUUGUUGUAUAUUUAUGAGGUCGUCAAUACUUAGUAAAAUGAUUGCUGGCUGUUGUAAUGUAACUUCUUCAAAUGAUGGCUUGCUGCUUUUUGCUGGCUGGCUGUUGUAAUGUAACUUCUUUGAAUGAUGGCUUGCUGUUUUCUUGCUUCAUAACAUAUUUGUUGGGCCUUAAUGUAAUUUUAUAAUGGAUAUGCUUGAAGAGAGGAAAAUUAUUAUACAUUUUUA